Messenger RNA from Anopheles nili, 1358 nucleotides. It is a transcript of the gene bic, whose product is annotated as transcription factor BTF3 homolog 4. The record is from RefSeq and is a predicted model, not a curated record. Lineage: Eukaryota; Metazoa; Arthropoda; Insecta; Diptera; Culicidae. The coding region runs from base 57 to 542 and encodes 161 amino acids. The transcript is spliced from 2 exons. Gene Ontology annotation, cellular component: cytosol; nascent polypeptide-associated complex.
GAUUGCCUCAAUUUUCACAUUGUAAAAAGCGGCGCGCCGGCUAGUGUGAUAUCAAGAUGAAUCCGGAAAAGCUGAAGAAGAUGCAGAGUGAGGUGCGUAUCGGCGGCAAGGGCAUGCCUCGCCGUAAGAAGAAGAUCGUCCACACGAGCUCGGCCGUCGACGACAAGAAGCUGCAGAUGUCGCUGAAAAAGCUCGGGGUCAACACUAUUCCCGGUAUCGAGGAGGUUAACAUGAUCAAGAACGAUGGUUCGGUGAUUCACUUCAACAACCCAAAGACUCAGGCAUCCCUGGCCACCAACACGUUCGCCAUCACCGGUCACAGCGAAACGAAGAUGAUUACGGAUAUGCUGCCCAACAUUAUUUCUCAGCUCGGACCGGAAGGGUUGAACCAGCUAAAAAAGCUAGCCACCGCUGCGGUCGCCGAGGAAGACGAUGACGUGCCGGAGCUGACGGAAAAUUUUGAGGAAGUGUCGAAGAAGGAAGCCGAGACGAAGCAGGAAGCUGCCAGCUCGAAGGCGCCAGAAGUUCCUGCUUCAUCCUAAGCACUUUAACAACACCUCCCGCUAGUAUAGCCUGCACCGUUUCCCUUUUGCAUUGCAGCGCAGCCUUUACUGGAAACGGGAAGCCGAGCGCAGUAAACAAAACGACAACAUCAAUAAUACGGUUAAUGUCUUUGCUCCUUAAUAACAACAAACAGCCCCAUCACAAUUAUGUCGCAUUCGGCUUGUUGUACUCUGAAUUCAUCUUCAUGUACUCUUAGCAACAGCCUACACUACGCCUAUUUUUAAUUUGGAUAGUGUUUCUUUCAUAAGCCAUGAUAAUGGAAUUGCUUUGUUGAACAACCAAGUUGUGCGGACAAGUUUCCUUGGCCGAAGUGUAUGUUCGAGAGUAUGGUGACAUUUUAAGAAUUAAACACUUAUAAUGUAUCUCCGCCUUCAUUAUGUGACGGCGUUUUGAGAUAUGGUAACUGUAACGCUGGCAUUUAUAGUUAUUUUGUCUUGGAUGUAACGAUGAGAAAGGAAUGCGCUGCCGUGCCUAGUAGCGAAAGAACAAAAUUCGAAUAAAAAUACCAAAACUAUGUAAAUUGACGUAACCUAAAGAAUGAUCAUCUUAGAGGAUUUUGUACAUCUGUCUGCUGCUGUAAUACAUUACACAUUUUGCAUGGAUUUGCUUCGAGAACCGGUCUGGAAUUUUCGCUUUGAUAGUCCGCAACAAACAGGCCAGAUGAACAACAAAUGGCAAUGCGCAGAAAGUUGGGUUAGGUUGGCAUCAGAAUAAAGCGAAAUGUAAAUACAGAAGCUGUAUCAACUAGCAAAAUCAAACAAAUACGAAUGUAUGACGCUUGUGAAUCCAAUAAA